Molecule: messenger RNA, 1681 nt
Organism: Myotis davidii
Lineage: Eukaryota; Metazoa; Chordata; Mammalia; Chiroptera; Vespertilionidae
Product: apolipoprotein L3
Exons: 4
Coding region: 72-1115 (347 amino acids)
Biological process (GO): lipid transport; lipoprotein metabolic process
Cellular component (GO): membrane; extracellular region
Molecular function (GO): lipid binding
Source: RefSeq, a predicted model, not a curated record
CAUCACCUCCUUCCAGCUGGACACAGACUGGUGAGCUGAAGGGGAAACUCUGAGAUCCCACUGCUGACACCAUGACCUCAGAAGCUGACGGGAUCUGCCCAGAGGGCAAAGUUUUUGUUGAUGUCAUUGAGUAUUUAAAUGACCCAUGGAACAAAGAGAAAGUGCAGCGCCUGCUGAGUGAUGAAUCCUGGGAGAGAUUUGUGGCUGCAGCCGAGCUGUCCAGGGAUGAGGCAGAUGCACUCGAUGCAGACUUGCGCCAGCUGGAAGCACUCAUGGCUGUGGACGACAAAGACAUGCCCUCAGAAUGUCAGGGGCAGAGGGAGAGGUUUAUGAAGCAGUUUCCUCAGGUGAAACAGGACCUUGAGGAAUGCAUAGGAAAGCUCUACGCACUUGCUGAUGAGGUGGACAAGGUGCACAGGGACUGCACCAUCACCCAAGUGGUGGUCUUCCACCUGGUGGCCUCUUCCACCGGCGCUGCAUCUGGCAUUCUGACCAUCGCUGGCCUGGUUCUGGCACCAUUCACAGCAGGGGCUAGUCUGCUGCUUUCGGCAACUGGGGCGGGACUGGGGAUAGGAGCUGCUGUGACCGGUGUGACCACCAGUAUCGUGGAAGCCUCAAAGAACGCAUCAGCAACAGCCGAAGCCAGCCGCCUAGUGUCAACCGGCAUUGACACAGAGAAGAGGGUCAGGGAGGGUCUAACCUCCAGCACAACCGAAGUUGUUUUAUUACCAAGGAAGUGUUAUCAAUCCAUGCAAGACAUUGUGAAUAAUGCCCGUGCCUUCAAGGUGGCCAAGUCCAAUCCUCUCUUAGCAGCCAAGGCCACACGCUUCUUGCGCACGGGGGCAGUCUCAGCCCAAAGCAGCAAGCAGGUGCAGAAAGCUUUUGGAGGCACUGCCCUGGCCAUGAGCAAAGGAACCAGGAUGUUUAAUGCAGCCACGGCAGGUCUAUCCCUUAUUGUGGAUGUAGUGAACCUAGUGAAUGACUCAAUGCACUUACAUGAGGGCGCAAAGGCUGAGUCGGCGGAAGAGUUGAGGCAGCAGGCCCAGGAGCUGGAGAGGAGGUUGGAAGAACUCAUCUGCAUUCACGAAAGUCUACGGGAGGACCUGACUCUGUGAUCCCCAGACAGUGCAGGGAGCAGGGUGUGUGGGAGACAAAGGCGUGGACUUACCUUGUUAGAGGGGAAAUGCUGGCGAGAUAAAAUGGGUGGAACUGUGUGUUAAGGAGUUUGGUAUUUCUAUAGCUGAGCACAGCGAAGGGGGGGUUCCUGCAGAUGGCAGGUGUGUCAAAGAGAAGGAAGGAACCUGGAGCCUGGAAUCAGGGAAUAUAGGGGACAAGAGAGUGGGGGGUGGGAGGAACUUUAUUUUGACUAAAAAAAGACAUUGGGGUCAUGAAUAAAGUAAGAGAAGUGGAGGAAUAAGCACCGAGAAGGCCCGAAUUACUAAAAAGUUGACAAUGGUAGAAGGUGAAAGAGUUUGAGUUGUUGGGAUAUGGGAGUUACAGUGGCUCCUUAAUUGGCCCUCCCCAGGGUUCACCAUCCCAGCAGGAACCCCGUCUCUCCCUGGUCCUGGUCUCUAGCCCUGCCUUCAGUUCAAGCUCGCCUUUGUCUUCCAGCAGUUCAUCUUAGGUAGGCAUAAAAAAACACAUUUUUUUUAAUUUUUCAAUUACAUUUGACAUACUAUAU